Entrophospora candida is the source of this 2061-nucleotide messenger RNA. The record is from the annotation of a GenBank genome assembly. NCBI's taxonomy places the organism in Eukaryota, Fungi, Glomeromycota, Glomeromycetes, Entrophosporales, Entrophosporaceae.
AUGUACGAAUUGAAAACAGUCGUCGUGCCUAGAGUAGAAAGAUUAAAAGAUUUGAAUUUUAAAUUGAUUUCUGAUGGUGUACAAGUUGACAAGUUAAGAUUGGAAUUGGAUUUAAAAACACGUAAAUUAUAUGAUGAAUUUGUAUUGGCUGGAAGUACUGGCAGUAGUUCAGAACGCGAGAAAAUCUUUGAAGCGUCUGUUAAAGCUUGGUACAGCUCCAUCACAAACGAAGAUUUCUUGUGCUGUGAACUGGAACCAUCAAAAUUUUUACGUGAUGCUCGUGACUGGUGGGCAAAACGAUGUAAAAAACCACCACCAGAAAAAUGUGGCGAAUUGUAUUUGGCCAGACUUCGUAAGCGUCAAUUGUUAUUGAAAAAAGAGAUUGAAUUAGCUAAAACUCAAGAGAACUGGAGGCGGCAAUUGUUGGAACGGAAAUUACGUGAAAAAAUUGAUUGGUAUUUCACCGAACUGCCUAUUUAUGUUGCUGAACUGAGAAAAUUUUAUGAAAAAAAUUUGGAAAGAAGGCUGUUGAACAAGGAAAUAUUUUGGAUGAAAGGUAUCCCUGCACAAUAUGAUUUAUUGGAGCCGCCUGAGCGAUUGAAACAUAUGUAUUGUGAAUAUGAAGAUUUUAUCAAAAAUUACGACGGCUUUUGUUCCACUGAAGAUGAUGCUGCAAAAGAUAUUGUCAGAGCAAAUACAGUGUUGAGACGUAAGGAAUGGAUGGAUAUGGAAUUGAGACAAUAUCCCGAAAUCAAUUAUAAAGGCCCUGAACAAUUGUUAUGCCCAGAAGCAAGAGAAGAGUAUUACUAUUCUGCAAGAAACCCAUCGGUCCCAAAACGAGCAGCUGUAAAAUUCAUUGCCCGUGCAGAAGAUUUCAUGAAAAAAUUAUUAAAAGAAGUGCCAACAUUCUCACCAGAACUAAUCACAGCCGAGGCAAGAGCCUCAUAUAAACGAUUUCUCGGAAUCGUAUCAGAUUUCUAUAAUCCUCCAAGGCGCCCUUGUUCAUGGACCGCCUUUUCAUCCAGCUGUUAUUAUUAUGAAGUACACACAAAUUCUCAUCAAGACAGUAGAUCAAAUAUCAGACAAACAAUUAGAAGAAUCAAGGAUUGUGAAGAUUCGAGAUUGUCUAGGUUGGAGAAGGUUGAUAGUAUUGCUAGGAAACAUCGGUUAGUGUCUAAUCUCUGGAAUAAAAGCGUUAUCAAGCGACCGUUGGAUGGUGUUUCGUUUCAGACUAGGGUUAGAUGGAUCUCGUCAAAUACUUGGUUCUCGUUGAAUCAAUUAGCCCAAUCUUGGAUAUAUGAUGAGGAGCUUUCACCGUUGAGUCAAUUGGAACCUUUUAUUAAAGAAAAUGUUAGGCAAAUGGAAAAAGAAAAUCGUAAAGAUGACAUCAAUACAAGAAUUAAGAAUCAUCAUGAAUAUCAAGCAAUUUUUAAAGAACUUAAUGAAGAUCCAGAUUUCUUUUUAGGUGGAACUUAUGAAAUUAGUGCUAUUUUUAAGGUCUCAAGUCUUUACAAAGCACAUGUAGAAGAUGUAAAGAUAGGUAUUGAUCCUGAUAAAGUUGUAAGACAAGUGAUAGAUCUUAUCAAAGAUGUUAAAACAGGUCGUAUUGUUAUUGAAUUGAGAAAAGAUGUUGCUCCCAAAACUGCUGAAAAUUUCAGAGCUUUAUGUGUCGGUGAUGAUCCAAAACUUAGAUACGAAGGUUCCAAAUUUCAUCGUAUCAUUCCCCAAUUCAUGCUUCAAGGCGGUGACUUUGAGAGAGGUGAUGGUAGAGGCGGGAAAUCCAUUUAUGGUGCAAAAUUCCCUGAUGAAAACUUUACAUUGAAGCAUACCGGCCCUGGUGUUCUUUCCAUGGCAAAUUCUGGACCUAACACCAAUGGGUCUCAAUUUUUUAUUUGCACUGUAAAGACUGCUUGGUUGGAUAAAAAGCAUGUUGUCUUUGGUCAUGUUACUGAAGGAAUGACUGUAGUUACUGAGAUUGAAAAAUUGGGUUCAUCAGACGGAACUCCUCAAAAAGAAGUUAUAAUUACUAAGUGUGGUGAAUUACCUGAAAAAAAUGAUUAA